Messenger RNA from Kickxella alabastrina, 1404 nucleotides. RefSeq lists its product as uncharacterized. The annotation marks the transcript as partial. Gene Ontology annotation, molecular function: phospholipid binding; protein binding. NCBI's taxonomy places the organism in Eukaryota, Fungi, Kickxellomycota, Kickxellomycetes, Kickxellales, Kickxellaceae. Gene Ontology annotation, cellular component: mitotic actomyosin contractile ring, proximal layer; plasma membrane; cytoplasm. The transcript is spliced from 2 exons. Gene Ontology annotation, biological process: cytoskeleton organization. The record is from RefSeq and is a predicted model, not a curated record.
UUCGCCGACAAUUUCUGGUCGCUCGACGAGCGGUGCAUAUCGGUACUGAUGCACAAACUGAAGAACGCCAAGCAGACCAGCUGCGACAUUUUGCAGAUGGUGUCGACGCGGGCCACCAUGGAGGACGACUUGGGCAAGAAGCUGGCCAAGCUGUCGCGCGCCGGCCUGGGCACUGAGGAAGUCGGCAGUAUCAAGGAUGCCUUGCGCACGGUGCGUGCCGAAAUGGAGAGCAACGCCAAGUGCCAUUUGGAGCUGGCCAGGCAGCUGCGCACCGAGAUUGAAAAGCCGCUGUCCUCAUUCAUCAACGACCAGCGUGCAAAGAGACGCGCGCAGACGUCGAUCAUUCAAAAGACCGAGGGCGAUCGGAACUCGCUCAGGUCGCAGCUGCGCAAGCUGCAGGACAAGCGGCGCGGCGACACAAAAAAGGUCGGCGACCUUGACUUACAGGUCAACGGGCUGCAGGGUGUCGGCGACCCCAAGCUGCGCACCAAGCUGGACCGCGCACAGAUGCAGCAGAAGGCCACAGAGAACGAGUACGUUGAUGUGAGGGAGCGCCUCAAGGACGCCGACCAGCAGUGGUACAAUGUCUGGCGCUCGGCCUGCGACGUGUUCCAGGUGCUCGAGGAGGAGCGCAUAGAGUACCUGAAGACGUGUCUAUGGACAUUCACCAACCUCAUCUCGAGCAGCUGCGUGGCUGACGACGAGUCGAUGGAGCGGAUCCGCCAGGAUCUUGAAAAGAUCAGCGUUGCUGACGAUAUUGCAGAGUUCAUCCAAACAUUUGGAACUGGCGCCCCCGAUCCAGAGCUCGCGCUCGGCCAGCCGGCAGCCGGCGGCGACACCGACCGAGGCAUGCACAAUGGCCAGGCGCCUGGCCAGAUGAUGCAGGCACCUGCAAUGCACUAUGGUGCAAUGGGUAUGCCGCCAAACGCCGGCCCGCCGCAGCCUGUGUAUCGCUCGGCAACACCUGUGCAGCAGUCUCCGCAGUAUGUCGGCAAUAUGAUGAGUCGCCCGCCAACGCAAAUGUCGCACUCGCCGGUGUCUCGUGUGCACCCGCAACAGAUGGGCAGUGCUGUGCCAUCGCCGCAGAUGAACCAGCGCGUCCCCAGCGUCAUGAGCGGUAACUACCAGCACCCGCACCAUACGCAGCAGCAGCAGCAUGCAGCGCCUGCUGCCACGAAUAGCUCUGCAGUGGCAGGCGCUAACCAGCUGUCAGAGAGCGGCAAAGAGAUUUUGUUUUAUGUCAAGGUACUCUACGACUACGACGCCGAUAACAACAAGGAGCUCACAAUAAGAGAGGGCGACGUUAUCUCUGUCCUCGCGGUCAGUGCCGACGGCUGGUGGGACGGCGAGAUGACUGACCGCCGGACUGGCCGCGCAAUCCAGGGCACUUUCCCGUCAAACUUU